Aureobasidium musti is the source of this 543-nucleotide messenger RNA. The record is from the annotation of a GenBank genome assembly. NCBI's taxonomy places the organism in Eukaryota, Fungi, Ascomycota, Dothideomycetes, Dothideales, Saccotheciaceae.
AUGGCUACUAGAGGUAGAGGCGGCAAGUUCAUGAAGCCCAAGCGAGGUGCCAAGGCACGCAAGGCUGCAGCCAUCGCAAAGAAGAAGGGACCCGUUCAGGUCGGAGACAUGCCCUCAGGAAGCGAGUCGGAAUCAUCAGACGACGACGACAUGCCCGCAAACCCCAACCACACCGCAAAGGCCGCCAAGAUGGCCGCAAAGCCCGUAGUUGCUGGAUCGGAGGAUGAGGCACCCAAGAAGAAGUCAAACAAGCCUACCGACAUGUCGCAACUGUCCAGAAGAGAGCGCGAGGCGCUGCAAGCACAACAAGCCAAGCAGAGAUACGAGAAGCUGCACGCCGAGGGCAAGACGGAACAAGCCAGAAACGAUCUGGAGAGACUGCAGCUGGUCAGACAACGCAGAGAGGAAGAGUCAGCACGCAAGGCAGCUGAAAAGGCCGAGAGAGAGGAGCACGAGAAGGAGAAGGCUGAGCAGCUGGCCCGUAUGGAGAGACAGAGAGCAGCAGCGGCAGCCAAGAAGGCCCGCGGCAACAAGAAGAAGUAG